UCAGCCCACGUUGGAGCAGUAGUGUAACCAUGCCAAAUUAGAGAAGAAGAAGAAGAACCCUCUUUACUUUAAUAAUUCCGCAAAUUGCGUGCGGAAAAGUUUUUGCUAUAUAAGCACCAAUGAACCUCUAGAUUCCGUCAUCUUCAUCCUCAAUCUCUUCUCUACCUUCUCUUAAAACCUUGUGAAGUUUCAGUAGCCUGAAUCAAUGGCAAGACUUGUCUUUUUCCUGAUAUCGUCCCUCUCUAUCUAUUUUCACUUCAUAGCUGCCGCAACUGCUACUGCUAUUGCUGCUCCCACAGGUACUUCUAGUUACAAGAACUUUGUCAAGUCGUCCUGCGGCACCGUGGAGUACCCCAAGCUUUGCGUGCAGUUGCUCGCGGUCCAUGCCUCGAAGAUCAAGCAGAGCCCGCAGCAGUUGGCCCGGGCCGCCUUGGCGGUGAGCUUAGCCCGGGCUCAGUCCACUAAGGACUUUGUGGCGAGAGCGGCCAAGUUCAGGGGACUCAAGGCGAGGGAGUACGCAGCUAUAAAAGAUUUGGAAGAGAUGGACGACAGCGUGGACCUGCUCGCGAACUCGGGGAAGGAGCUGAAGAGGGCGGGCGCAUCCAAGGGCCAGGAUUUCCAGUGGCACGUGAGCAAUGUCCAGACAUGGGUCAGCGCCGCGUCGACGGACGCGACAACUUGCCUGGAUGGGUACGCGAGCGCGGCCCUGGAUGGUCGGUUGAAGACUUCGAUCAGGUCCCGCGUGCUUAACGUGGAACAGGUCACUAGCAACGCGCUCGCUUUGGUCAACCAAUACGCCUCAAAGGCGGGAUCAAGCAACGCACCGUGAAGCUGUUUACCAUGUUCCGUCCGAACAUCUUGGGAUGUAUUUUCAUAGCGAUUUGGAUCUUGAUGCCUGUACACAUGAUCUGGUAUGAAAGUAAAUAACUUCGCUUCUGUCGAAAUUUUGCCGUGA
Molecule: messenger RNA, 955 nt
Organism: Eucalyptus grandis
Lineage: Eukaryota; Viridiplantae; Streptophyta; Magnoliopsida; Myrtales; Myrtaceae
Product: 21 kDa protein
Biological process (GO): negative regulation of catalytic activity
Molecular function (GO): enzyme inhibitor activity
Source: RefSeq, a predicted model, not a curated record